This is a messenger RNA of Coregonus clupeaformis (lake whitefish), 1602 nucleotides long. RefSeq lists its product as uncharacterized. The transcript has 7 exons. NCBI's taxonomy places the organism in Eukaryota, Metazoa, Chordata, Actinopteri, Salmoniformes, Salmonidae. Bases 291 to 1451 code for a protein of 386 amino acids. The record is from RefSeq and is a predicted model, not a curated record.
AGACAGACAUACAGACAUAAAGGCAGACUAGGUCUAUAGUAAUAGGCUGCUCCAGUGUUCUGGGUGGAUAUGUGGAUAGGUAAAUAACUUGAUGAUGUCACAAUGCCACUUUACCAGGGAUGGAGCACUAGGGAACAUUAUGAGGUAACAUGUUGCCAAGGAAACACACUUCUAACAUAAUCCCAGACCACAUUAAAAUUGUUAGACAAGCUCAGGUAGAGCGUGUUAGCUACAUCUCUCAACCUAUAACUGAUUUGAUUGAUUACAACAGUACACUACCCUAGCGUGUUAUGGGUCAGACACUUAGUGACCCUGUCACUCUGGUCUCUCCUUGGGAGCAACGAAAGGAGAUCCAUAAACAUAAAAAUAAACCCAAGGAGAAGAGCAUCCCUCCAGCCCUGACCUUUCUUCAGCUGUCUACACUGCUGAGCUGCAUCAGGAUGAAGAAGACACCAUUUGAUCCCUCCCAGAGUGGUGAGGGGAGAAAGGCAACAACGAUACACGAUACGGACAACAAUAAUGACUCUGAUACUGGCUCUGACUAUUCUGCAGGUGAUGUGAAAAGGAUCAUGGACAAGAGUAAAGGAAAGGAACACAAACGCAGAAUGACACCGGAAACAGAAAAAGACAAUAAACAAAGAUCUAACUCGGUCUCCCCUGUGGAGAAAGCAAAGGAGACCCAGCAGAAAGAGAAGAAGCAGAGCAUCUAUCCAGGUGUGGCGGCCCUGCAGCUGUUCACUCUCUUCUGCUGUGGAGGGAAAGUCAAGCUGAAGAAAACUCGUGCCUCUCAGUACAGACAGAGUAAAAAGGACCAGGACGAAGAUACUGCAUCUGAUACUGGCUCAGACUGGUCUGGAGGAGAUGUUACAACCAAAAAGGUCAAGGACAAGAGUAAUGGAAAGGUAGGGAGGGAGAAAGACUGGACUGAAGUCCAGCUAUUGAAAUCAUCUCAAGACCACAAACCCAGAAGUACAACACCAGAAACAGACAAGGGAACUCAUUUGAGACAAAGACCGAACUCUGCAAAUCAAAGGACACACCGGCAAGUGAAGACCCAUGUGGAGGAAAUAUACAUAAGACCUGACUCUCCGACUCUACCACGUGCCCACAGCUCCCUCUCCCAGUUCUCCCUGGCUAGGAACCUGGCCAUCCUCCCGCUGGAGUGGCAGCUACCUGGAGUCCCUCUGACCACCUCGUCUAUGGCAACUAGGACAGAGAGAAAGCCAUCCACUACCAACACUUCGACACAGGCGCAGACAGAAACACAGACAACAGAUAUGAACACAGACACACAGACCACUGCCACCUCUCAGAGACAGAUCUCCAUGGUGACCACCCAGUCAUCAGAGACCAUGACAGAGGUUCACACAUCAGACUCAAGCACCCAGAACUCCACUCCUGACAUGGCACUGACCCCUGAAAGCACUAAGGACAUGAUCGCUACUGAUUAGGAUGUGAAGGAUGACUCUGCUGAAGAUUUGAUCUCCACCCUAACAGACACCUCUAUGGAGAAAUCCGUCCAGUAGGCCUAAUGAACAUUUCAAUAUAGCAAAAGCUAUACUAUGAUCAAUUAAUAAAAACAGUUAAUAUUUCUGCAGCAAA